AUGGGUGACGUCAGAACGGCACGUCAGACGACCACGUCCGACGUGCCCAUUGUAGAACCGACUUGGAACGCGUACACGUUCACGACAGCGAACACGAACGACCGUGCUCAUUGUAGAACCGACUUGAAGUCGGUUCUACAAUGGGCACAUUUUCAAAAGCUCGAACGAGAGGCACGGAUAUGUAGGAAACUUCAGCAUCCAAAUAUUGUGAGAUUACACGAUAGCAUACAAGAAGAAAACUUCCACUACCUCGUCUUUGACUUAGUUACUGGCGGAGAACUCUUUGAGGACAUCGUUGCCCGAGAAUUUUACAGUGAAGCUGAUGCUUCGCAUUGUAUUCAACAAAUUCUAGAAAGUGUUCACCACUGCCAUUUCAACGGGGUCGUACACAGGGAUCUUAAGCCCGAGAAUUUGCUUCUCGCUAGUAAAGCGAAGGGGGCAGCUGUAAAAUUAGCAGAUUUUGGAUUAGCCAUUGAAGUUCAGGGUGACGCACAGGCAUGGUAUGGUUUUGCUGGAACGCCCGGCUAUCUCAGUCCAGAGGUUUUAAAAAAGGAACCUUAUGGCAAACCAGUAGAUAUAUGGGCAUGUGGGGUGAUCCUUUACAUCUUAUUGGUCGGUUAUCCUCCAUUUUGGGACGAGGACCAACACCGAUUGUAUCAACAGAUCAAACAAGGAUCGUAUGAUUAUCCCACGCCAGAAUGGGAUACUGUCACACCAGAGGCAAAGAAUCUCAUCAAUCAAAUGCUCACAGUUAAUCCAAGCAAAAGGAUCACCGCAAGUGAUGCCCUUAAACACCCAUGGAUCUGCCAACGAGAACGUGUUGCAUCUGUUGUCCAUAGACAAGAGACUGUAGACUGCUUGAAGAAAUUUAAUGCUAGGCGCAAAUUAAAGGGCGCUAUUUUGACAACGAUGAUUGCAACGCGGAACUUUUCCAGUAAGUAUGAUACACAGGCUCGAAGCAUCGUUACGAAGAAGGGAGACGGAUCUCAAGUGAAGGAGUCAACCGAUAGCAGUACGACAAUAGAAGACGAUGACGUGAAAGAGGAUAAGAAGGGCGGCGUCGACCGGAGCAGCACGGUCAUUGCUAAAGAACCCGAAGGCUACGCGUCGCAGGGCACACCACCUAACAGUCCUGCAGCCACAUCAGUAUUCUCCAGGGUAAUGGUUCCGGCGACGGGCAAUAAGCAGGCCCCAGUUUCGGGAAAUCCCCUAGGAAUUGCCGCGGUUCUCCUGCAGGGAGCGCAAGCUGGCAAUGGCAGUGGCAGUGGCUCCAGCCACAGCAGCAGCAACAACAGCCAGAACAGUCAAACAGGAGUUUCACCUUCGUCUGCCUCUACGGUCUACCUCAACGCCAACAACAACAACUCACGAAGACAAAGCUCCUCUGGCACUGAACCUGAAGAACGACGACCAGGAGCACAACUGGAAAACGAUGGCAAGGAAGGAGAUGACGCUCGCCGUCAAGAAAUCAUCAAGAUGACUGAACAGCUAAUUGAGAGCAUCAACACUGGUGAUUACGAGGCGUACACAAAAAUCUGUGAUCCUCACCUGACGGCAUUCGAGCCAGAGGCUCUAGGUAAUUUAGUCGAGGGAAUGGAGUUUCACAAGUUUUACUUUGAUAAUGUAGUCCUGGGGAAAAACUGCAAGGCUGUCAAUACGACGAUUCUCAAUCCCCACGUCCACCUUCUCGGUGAAGAUGCAGCCUGUAUUGCUUACGUCAGACUCACCCAGUAUAUGGAUAAACAAGGUGUGGCGCACACUCAACAGAGCGAAGAAAGCCGAGUGUGGCAUAAGAGGGACAAUAAAUGGCAGAACGUGCACUUCCAUCGGAGCGCGGUGACGGGUCCGUCUCCGUUUUCCUUCAAUCACAAAUAAAAUCCCCACGAAGGAAUCAGCAAAGCAACAAAAGCAACAGUUAAUAAACCACACUUUGUUGUCCCACUGGUGAUUUUCGUACUAAGCGCGAUUCAAAUAAUCGCCGGUACUCUCGCUCCAGUACCUGCUUAGCGUACUUAUCUAAUUUGCGUAUAUCAGAUACGCGCGACUAAUGAAAAAUAAAAGUGGUGAAAAAGAAAAGAAAUACAAACUGGAUUUAAAAAAACAUGGUGAAGCACAAGAAGGGUGUAGGGAAAGCAACUAGAAUCGCGUUCUCCGUCGACAAAUUCAGACUUUAAUCCCAGGGAUUCCCCAGGAUGGUCCAGGAUUUUUUUCGAUGGGCCAACAAGCGUUAAGACUCCUAUAUGGAUCGGAUCGUUGACGAUAAAAAAAACCUCUGCUUACAAUUUAUUAUUAGUUAGUAACAAAUUUGCGUAGAGAGUCGCUUAGUGAUCUUCGGUCCGUUCGAGCCUUACAAUCGACCAACGUGCCACCUAUUUGCGUACGGGGUCUCUUCGCUCCGACUUUUGAGACCCUAGCCAAGACUGCUAAACAGUAAGGGCCAGCAUUUCAGUCUCUAUUUAAGCGUAAAAUCUAAUAAUGUUCAAAUUGAAACCGACAUCUGCUUCGUUGUUGAUCUCAAUUCACAAUUUAGAGAUCACGUUGGAUAUAAAAUCUUCUUACCUUUCUCGCUUUUCGACCGACGUCUUAAACUUCAGAAAAUUAUAAACCUCCCCCAUUUGCACCAAGGAAAAUCAACAUUGAUGCUAAAAUUCUUCUUUUCCCCACACAAGAAAAAAACUUUCUAUGUACCAAACAAAUUUUCUAUAUCUAAAAAAAACUUUCUAAUUACAAAAUAAUUUUUAUGCCUGAGAAAUUUGUGAAUUUGUGGGGAAGGAAAGAAUCUUUUUGGUGUUAAUUUUUAUUUUCCAUUGAAAGUGUCUCGGAAUCAAACAAAGACAGAGAAGGGGACGAAGUUGAAAACAAAUCCUAAAAACUAUUUCUCCUUUAGACGCAUGUUUUUUCUCUUGAAAAUCCUGUUCUCUAUCUUUGAAAAAUUACGAGUUCUCUCAUUCGACUUUUAUUUGAUAACUAAGUUGGGUGUGCGAUUUAUCAAAAGUGCAUAUCCUUAUAAUGAUAGUCGAAUUUCAAUGUAAUAGAUACGUUCGAUAAACGAUUGUCUUUGCUCGUAUAUUUUUUUCCAAUUUUCCAUACGAGCCAAGUCGAGUCUCGUACAAAUAUUAUAAACGAUAGUUCCUUUAUACGAGGGAAUUUUUAUCCUGAGUCAUUUACUUUUUAUUGAACAAAAAAAAUAAACCUGUGCUCGUCAAUCUAAUAUAUGCUGCUGAUGAUAUUCGAGAGAAAUUGUAACUUUUUUCUAGUAUUAGAAAUACUAAAGAAAAAAUAGAACGAUAAACGUAACAAGCUUAUAAACAUAUUAAAUUAUCUGAAAAUUAUCGUAGAAUUAAAAUAUAAAAUACGAAUAUAAAUAAAUCAUAAAUUCAAAAGACAAAUCAUUUUUUAGACACCCAAUUUUUAAAGAAUUAGAUACAAUUCCUCUUUUAUAAAUAAAAUUCUUUUAUAGAAAAAACAAGUAAAAAAUCAGAAAGUAAAGUUUAUUUUAAAAUCAAGUGUUCAAUUAAACUAGAAAUUUUUUUUGUUUCUAACUCGUUGACCAGAAACGAAUUAAUUCAAUGACUUUAUGCUCACGUAAUUCUAAAGCUGACGACAAACUAGUACUCAAAGUGUCGAUUCUAUAAAAACCUAAUAAUUAAUCGAUGUUUCAAUUCCCUCGUUAUUCCGGAUCGAAGAUCAAAUAUCAAAAGAAAAGCACGCGAUACUCUUCUUCUUCUCGUUAUAUCUAAAACAAAUGUUUAAUUAAAGUAAAAAUAAUUUCUUAGAUACUUAAUAAAAAAAGAGUUUAACGAUUUAUCAAAAGCCACCAAUUGAUAACUAAAAUCGCACUUUUUUUUAAAAUCCACCACAAAAACCUUCAAAAUAAAUUUUUUUUCAAAAUUAGUAAAUUUUAGAUACUUUUUCUAAAAAUGAAAGACAGCUCAAUAAGGAAAAAAAGGAAAGUUGUAAAAACAUUUUUGUGAAAAUAGUCUGGUUUCCCUGCGAGUGAAGUGAA
Molecule: messenger RNA, 4006 nt
Organism: Leptopilina heterotoma
Lineage: Eukaryota; Metazoa; Arthropoda; Insecta; Hymenoptera; Figitidae
Product: calcium/calmodulin-dependent protein kinase type II alpha chain-like
Exons: 18
Coding region: 1-1875 (624 amino acids)
Biological process (GO): protein phosphorylation
Cellular component (GO): neuron projection; cytoplasm
Molecular function (GO): calcium/calmodulin-dependent protein kinase activity; ATP binding; calmodulin binding
Source: RefSeq, a predicted model, not a curated record